Molecule: messenger RNA, 1376 nt
Organism: Paramecium pentaurelia
Lineage: Eukaryota; Ciliophora; Oligohymenophorea; Peniculida; Parameciidae
Source: the annotation of a GenBank genome assembly
AUGUUUUCUUCAUCAUACAUAACAGGAGAUUUUUUUGAAUAAAAUGGAUUUUAUUAGAAUGGAAGAAAAGCAGGUAUUUGGAAUGAAGUUGUGUAUAAAUACUUUUUUGAGUAAAUUAUUUUAUGGAUUAACAUAGUGAAAUCUAAUUGGUCAAAACUGGGGUUUAUUAAUAAGAUAAGAAAGUAGGUAGAUGGAAAUAUCAAUAUGAAAAUGUUAAGAUGUAAGAUGUUUUUAAUUUUCAGUAAUGGAGGAUAUUAUGAUAGUAAGGAUGAAAGGUAAAAUAUGAAGAUUGGUAAAUGGGUUGAUGUUGAUGAUGAAUUCUAAAAAAAAAAAUAAGUGAUCUAUAAUGGUGAAUAUAAAUUUGGUAAAAAAGUUGGUGUUUGGGAUAUUUUGUUUAGAAUUGGAUAAAAUUAUUCUCUAUUUUUCAAAAAUGAAUAAGAUGAUCGUUUCAAAUUAAUGUAAAAUAUUUUAUUAAUAGUGCAUUUAUAUCAUAUUAUUAGAGGCGGAGGAUUAUAUAAUGAAGACAAUGGUCUUAAGAAUGGGAGAUGGAUUGAUUUAUAUGAGAGAUUUUCGUUUUAUUCUUAAGUAACAUAUAUUGGUUAAUAUAAAAAUGGUAAAAAAGUUGGUAGAUGGGAUACAUGGUUUAUAUUGAUUCGAAUAAAUGGAAGUGCUUAAGAAAACAAAUUAAUGUAAAAAUAUUUUAUAAAUGCAAUUUUUUGUGUGAAUGUCAGUGGGGGUGGACUCUAUGAUGAAGGAGGUGAGGGCAUUAAGAUUGGGUAGUGGAUUGAGUUGGAUGAGAGAUUUUCGUCUUCCUCUUAAUUAACUCAUGUAGGUUAAUAUGAAAAUGGCAAAAAAAUUGGUAGGUGGCAAAUUUGGUAUUAGAAUCAUAGUACAGGAAUAAAUAGUUUAAUGUAAAUAAAUUAAAUAAAACUACUAAUACUUUAGCGGUGGUGGAAAAUAUAAAAAAGGAAACGAAUGCAUAAAAAUUGGAAAGUGGAUAGAGCCAGAUGAAUUUUUUAAAUGGGAUUCGUAAAUCAUUCAUUGUGGGAAAUAUCGCAAUGGUUUAAAAGUGGGUAGAUGGGAUAUUUUUUAUAAUUAUUGGGAUCAAAAUUAAUUUGUUAAAAUGUAUAUCUAAUUAAUAUCAAAAUUUUAGUGGAGGUGGAUUAUAUGAUGAAAAUGGCCAUGGUUUAAAAUUUGGCUAAUGGACUGAAUUAUGCAAACAUUUUUUUGGGAACUGUAACUUGUAAAAUUACAGAAUAUUCAAAGGAGUUUACAUGUAUAAUAAAAAGAUUGGUGUAUGGGUGGAAAUGGUACGUGAGAAAGAGAAAAUGUAAGAAGGAUUUAAAAUAGUAAAAGAAUAGCAAUAUGAUGAUUGA